GACCCGCGGCUGGUCUCGCCCUCUUCCCGCCGCGCUGCUUCUUCCUCCGCUGCGGCUUCUCUGCCAGCUGCUGGCGAAGGUAGCCCCGCCAGAGGCAGCCGAGGCAGCUGGAAGCGUCCCUUGCAAGUUGCUCCACUGUUGCGACUCCCGACGCUGUCCCGGGACGAGCGAUGCAAGCCCGCCGUCCUUUUGCAUCACAAGCGCAGUAAAUUCCGAUCCUUUUGCCUUACGGCCCUCCCUGCAGGAAAAUCAGAUUUUCGCCUUUCGCCCGCGAUGGACUCCAGGCUCCUGCGCCUCUGCCUUUGGGGUGCUUUUUCCGGCUUUUUCCUGCCCGGGGUGUCUGGAAUGACUCCAGAUUGCACCAUCAUGACGGUCAUUGAGGCUGAACGAGAGAAGUGCCUGGGAUACUCCAGUUCGGAUAACCUGACUUUAGGUUGUGGAAGUCUCUGGGAUAGCAUUAACUGCUGGCCCGCCGCAAAUUUGGGGGAAACAAAAGUGUUGUCCUGUCCUCUCUUUUUCACCUACUUUUCAAAAUUUCAAGCCCGAAAUUGGAAAGAGAUUGAUUUGUUUGGGUUUUUUUGCUCGUGGAUUUAUUCCAACGGCAAGCCAAGAUAAAGAUCGUGGUUAAAUCUUUAGGAUGCUUGAAACAAUAAGCUGAUAAUUUAGACCACACACUUUGUGCCCUCAUCACAAACUCUUUAUGCCAUGAUAUCCAUCACGGACAACCAUUCUU
This is a messenger RNA of Pseudonaja textilis, 733 nucleotides long. The record is from RefSeq and is a predicted model, not a curated record. NCBI's taxonomy places the organism in Eukaryota, Metazoa, Chordata, Lepidosauria, Squamata, Elapidae.